AUGCGCUCUGCCCGGUACGUUGUCCUCCUUGGAGGCGCCGCCUGCGUCACGGCCGACAUUGUCAGCACCGAGGUCCACUGUGUCACGGCGAUUGGGCCAAGCCCAGUCUCCGCCGUGGCGACUGUCUCGUCGACGACGACGCUGACGCUCGGUGACGCCACGACAACAACGGCGGUGACGGACACCAUCACGACGGCGCCGACCACCGAGACUGUGACAGAGACGGAGCAGGUCACCGUGACCCAGACCGAGGACACGGUCACCAGCACCUACACCUCGACGAGCACCGAGACGGAGACGAGCACCGAGACUGUCGUGCAGACCGAGACUCUGACAGAAUCUGUCACCGAGACGACGACGACGACAUCGACCAGCACAGUGCCUGCGCCAACCAGCUUCCUGCCCAUCGCCGAUACCCUGGCGGGCUACCCUGCGCAGAAGAGGCGCCACGUCGGCCACCCGCGCUGCAAGCCCAAAGUGUCCACCACCAGCAGCACGGCUGCGCCAUAUCAGACGACCAGCACGUCGUCCGAGGACUGUGGUGUCCAGCCAGUCCCCUCCCAGUACCCCCAGAGCGUGCAGUGCACCGAGACCGUGACGGAGCAGCAGACCCUCACCGAGACCACGACGAGCAGCACCACUGUCACGCCCGCUCCCGUCACCGCCACGUCCACAGAGACCAUCACCAGCACCUCGACUGAGGUGCCCCAGGCUGAGGUCACCGAGACCCUCACUGAGACGACCACCAGCACCGUCACCACCACCUCGACCCAGUCCACCACAGUCACCGAGACCCAAACCGAGACGGCUACCGCCUCAGCCGUCGCCUACGCUGCCUGCGCCGCCAACAACCUCCUCUCCAGCUAUCAGGGAAUGUCCAUCGUCAACGCCUACAACAACAACAACGGUAACGUCGGCGGCGGCAGCAUCUACGACAACGCCCAAGCCGCCUCCGCCUAUGACUGCUGCGUCCUGUGCCUGAACACGUCCGGCUGCACCGGCACUGCCUUUCUCGCUCCCAGCCGCUGUGUGCUGCUGCGUAACUCCGCCCGCACCUGCAACGGCCAGAGCAGCAACCCGGCCGUCUUCAUCACCGGCAACGGUGCUGGUUACACCCUGUCCAACAGUGCUUGUGGUUACUUCAAGGCCCCUCCGGCAUAAAUCUGGCACCCAGGUUAUUCCAACACACUCUGCUAGCGCCGCCAGCAUCCACGGGGCGGUCUGAUGCGCGGUUUCACACAGGAUAAACUGCCUGCGUGGCUAUAUUUCCGACGUGCUCCGUCAAAACAUCAGGAGGCAAGCGGGUUCAGCCCCAGUAGGACCCGGAUAGUGCGCGUGGGC
Messenger RNA from Microdochium trichocladiopsis, 1341 nucleotides. RefSeq lists its product as uncharacterized. Bases 1 to 1161 code for a protein of 386 amino acids. The record is from RefSeq and is a predicted model, not a curated record. The transcript has 2 exons. NCBI's taxonomy places the organism in Eukaryota, Fungi, Ascomycota, Sordariomycetes, Xylariales, Microdochiaceae.